AUGAAGUACCAAGCUGUUGUUUUUGCCACUUCGGCUCUCCUCGGUCUUGCGGUGGCCAGCCCUUAUCACCGCAUUCACGAAAUCCGUCGUGUCAACAAGCGUGAAGUUCCUCAGGAACACUCGCACGAGAUCUUCCUCAACAUUACCCGCGAAUUCCUCAACAUUAACAACCCCAAGGCCAUUGCCGACCCUGUUUUCGGUCUUCUCGGCGACGGAGCGGCAAAGGCUGGCGCUGGCCAAGUCACCAACCUCGCCUGCUUGCAGCAGGAAACCGCUGACCAGGCCUUCACCAACGCAAAGGCGACCAAGGACAUUCGUGGCAUGUCUGCUGCUUUGGUCUACCAGAGCCUGGAGCGCAACACCGCUGGCAUCGGCUUGAACAGCGCGGCUUGCACUGACAAAGCCGUCAACCCCGAGAUCGCGGCUCUUGUCAACAAGCACCAAGACCCUGCCGGCGACAACGCUGCUGCUAACAACAAAGCGGUUACCCUUGAGUUGGCAAAGCAACUCGCUUCGAUUGGAGGUGACCCCAUGCUUGCCCUUGAGAGCGGCACUUUUGCUCCUGGCGACAAGUCCGACACUACCUUGGCGGGCAACACCUGUGACGACCAGAAUGAUCCUAAUGGCUGCAUCUUCACCCAAAAGAAGCUUGUUCUUGAUGCUACGCCUGAUGAGAUCACCGCUGCUAUCCAGGGUAUCACCUCGACCAUCACCGGAGGCACGGGUGAACUGAAGGCAACCCAAAUUGACUUCGCCGGUCUUCCGGUUGCUGGGCAGUCUGGUAGCGCUUCUGGCUCUUCCACCAACACCGCUCCUGCAAACGCAACCACCUCGAACACCGGCAGCUCCACCAACAAGAAGGGCACUUCUUGCAAGGCUGCCAACAACAGCAGUGCAACUGCCGCCGCCAGCACUGGCAGUGGUACCAACGUCCAGACUUUCACUGGUGAUCUCGGCGGCCUGCCUCCUCCGGUUAUCCAGAGCUCCGGCACGCGUCCCUUCUCCGUCAACGGCGACACCUUUGUCGGAAAGGGUGCCGCUCUCGGCCGCUCCUGUGACGUCCAGCACAACGCCUGCGCCCGUGCCGCCAACAGCGGCCAGCUCUCCGGCGGUGUUUCCCAGUGCGACGACCAGGAUGCGAAAUGCCGCGCCCAGGCGAACCUGCGCAAGCGUUUCUUCAAGCGCCAGGCCACUGACUUCGGCUCGUGCAGCGACCCCUCCGUUGUCUUCAAGAGCGGUCUUGCCGAUCGCCAGGAGGCUGCCUUCAUCGCCAACAACCAGAAGGACUUCAACCACGGCUCUGCGCAGAAGAUCGGCAUUAUUGCUGGAUUCAUUUGCCAGCGCCUGCAGGAUAGCUGCAAGGCCCCCCAGGCUACUGUUGAUAGCUGCAAGCAGGCUCAGACCGCUGCUACAGCUGCUACCCAGGACGAGACUGCUGCGAAUGUGUUCAACAGCAUGCUCAUUGGCGGCGCUUCCGGAUCUAACGUCACUGCCCGUGCCACCUUCUGA
Molecule: messenger RNA, 1509 nt
Organism: Colletotrichum spaethianum
Lineage: Eukaryota; Fungi; Ascomycota; Sordariomycetes; Glomerellales; Glomerellaceae
Exons: 1
Coding region: 1-1509 (502 amino acids)
Source: RefSeq, a predicted model, not a curated record